Messenger RNA from Chelonoidis abingdonii (Abingdon island giant tortoise), 1914 nucleotides. Lineage: Eukaryota; Metazoa; Chordata; Testudines; Testudinidae. The record is from RefSeq and is a predicted model, not a curated record.
AUGUCUUCCCCCCACUCCAGCGGCAGCACCAGCCUGACAGUGACUGGGACCCGCCUGCUGAGCAUCCAGGAGCCGCGUGUCCGAGCCCUGUACGGGGGCGUCGAAACCGUCAACAGCUGCCGGGUGCUGAAUGACUCCGUCAUGCUGUGCCAGGCACCUGGCAUUGUGCCGGGGAGGCGGGAGCUGCCCGUGGCGGGGGCCUCCCCUGACGAAUUCGGCUUCCUGCUGGACCAUGUCCAGGCGGCUCGAACCCUCAACCGCUUGGCCUUCACCUACUACCCUGACCCCCAGGUUGAGCCCUUCAGCCCUGCGGGGGUGCUGGAGGUGAAACCUGGCUCCCACGUCGUCCUCAAGGGCAGGAACCUGAUCCCAGCGGCCGCUGGGGGGACCCGUCUGAACUACACGGUGUUGAUUGGGGGGGAGCCCUGCGCCCUGACAGUGUCAGAGACCCAGCUGCUCUGCGACUCGCCCAGCCAGACAGGGGAGCAGCCAGUCACGAUCCUGGUGGGGGGCCUGUCCUUCUCGCCCGGCUCCCUGCACAUCUACCCCGAGGCAGCCCUGCCCCUGGGAGCGCUGGUGGGGCUGGGCGCAGGGGGGUCCCUGCUGCUCCUGGCCAUUAUCGGGGUGCUGGUUGCCUACAAGCGCAAGACCCGCGAUGCUGACCGGACCCUUAAGCGGCUGCAGCUGCAGAUGGACAAUCUGGAGUCACGGGUCGCGCUGGAGUGCAAGGAGGCCUUUGCAGAGCUGCAAACCGACAUCAAUGAGCUGACGAAUAACCUGGACGGGGUGAAGAUCCCAUUCCUGGACUAUCGGACGUACGCUCUGCGGGUGCUGUUCCCUGGCGAGGAGCCCCCCAUGCUGCGUCAUGGCCAUGCGCCCCCCGGGGCAGAGCGGGGCCUGCGGCUCUUCGGGCAGCUCCUGCACUGCCAGCCCUUCCUGCUGACCUUCAUCCACACGCUGGAGGGGCAGCGCGGGUUCUCCAUGCGGGACCGGGGGGCUGUGGCCUCCCUCACGCUGGUGGCCCUGCAGGGCCGGCUGGACUAUGCCACCGGCGUCCUCAAGCAGCUGCUGGCCGACCUCAUAGAGAAGAAUCUGCAGAACCGGGCCCAUCCCAAGUUGCUGCUGCGCAGGACGGAGUCAGUGGCUGAGAAGAUGCUGACAAACUGGUUCACCUUCCUGCUCCAUCGGUUCCUGAAGGAGUGUGCUGGGGAGCCGCUGUUCCUGCUGUUCUGUGCCAUCAAGCAGCAGAUGGAGAAGGGGCCGAUGGACGCGGUGACGGGGGAGGCGCGAUACUCGCUGAGCGAGGACAAGCUCAUCCGCCAGCAGAUCGACUACAAGACCCUGACGCUGUACUGUGCCAGCCCCGACCCCCCCGGUGGCCCCGAGGUGCCCGUGAAGGUGCUGAACUGUGACACCAUCACCCAGGCCAAGGAGAAGCUGCUGGAUGCUGUGUACAGGGGGGUCCCCUAUUCCCAGCGCCCCCGGGCUGACAACACGGAGCUGGAGUGGCGCCAGGACUGGUCGGGCCGAACCCUCCUACAGGACGAGGAUGCGACGAGCCGCAUCGAGGGCGACUGGAAACAGCUCAACACUCUGGGGCACUACCAGGUGACUGAUGGCUCCAAGGUGGCCCUGACACCCCGGCAGGUCUCGGGGUGCAACCUGCCCAACUCCUGCACCUUCAGCCGCUCACUGAGCCGCUACGAGAGCCUCUUGCGGCCAUCCAGCAGCCCUGACAGCCUGCGCUCCCGUGCCCCCAUGCUGAGCCCCGAGCACGAUGGGGGCACCCGGCUCUGGCACCUAGUCCGCAGCCACGACCCGCUGGGCGACCCCAAGGAGGGGGGCAGCAAGAUGGUGUCGGAAAUCUACCUCACCCGGCUCCUGGCCACCAAGGUACGGGGUGCAGGGAGCUGA